UCUUUUCCGUAAACAAUUUGAAAGAGAGCGUCGGGUAUUAGCUACAGUUGUUGUUGGCUAAAUAGAAUACAUGAGGUUGUAAAAAGCUUGUUGUAAUUCACCGUUACUUGAUGUAUUUUGUACUUGUUUAUGCCUUGGCUUGUUUAUCGACAUGCCAUUGCCAUUUCAUCGAAGAGGAUGGGAAAAAUGAGAACCACUGUGGUCUUCUAAAGCAAUGGCUUAAAUCCUCACUAGUUUCAGUGGAGAUCAUCAAGAAGGGGUUUCACAGGGAGGUGGUAACCACUGUUGAGCUCGGCCCUGAUGUGCUCAGUGGGGUCAGAGUUCUGCUCGUCCAUAGAUGGCCCAGAGGUGUCUUUGUUGAUCCGUACCAACUUGCAUCUCUGAGCGAUCAAAGCGAUUGGAAGAUAUUGCUAGAUUCAGCCAUUGACCUAGAGGUGCCUGCUCACAAGACUGUGGGAUUUGUCACCUAUGUGUAUCCCAGCCCUGAUGGACCAACUCCCAGAUUGCUAAAAGUAACAAUUCCCAUACACGGUCGCUACCACGAGCCUUCUUUUGUUGGCGAGACGUUUACAUCUGUCGACAUAGAACCUCCAGAGCUGCUGCUGCGGACUGACAAAUGUACGCAGCUCGACAACAAAGAGCCUCAUGCUGCCGUGGACGCCCCCUGUACUCCCGACAAUUCAAGCACAUGUCUGUGGGUCAAACUCCAGCAUCAGCAGGAGCGAGGCCCGAUGGGUGUCCAGUUUCCAGUGGGCGACGGGUCUUUGGUGACGCCUGUGUGCGGUGGGACUCUUUUAGUCACACUGCUCUGCUGUGUGGCACUGUCCAAACACAUGUGGAAACAUCGUAUCAAUUAACAGUGAUUGUCAACAUAUCUUGUGUUAAACAACUCAUGAUCCUCUAAUUAUACAGUUCUGUCCGAUACGCACUCUCACUCUGGCAUCUCUGUGAUCAAGGUUUUCGAACAUAAACCAUCAAGGGCCAUAAACAAUAACGCCACACAGACAUUAAUAGGCACAGAUAGAAAAGGUCCGGUGUAUAUUAAUCAUUUUGAAUGAAAAUAUGCAUAAAACACCUUAUCUUGUGAGCUGACACAAAUGGAGAACAGGACUAUUUUACAUCAGGCCAGGUUUCUAAAUGGAGGAGGUUCCUGGUUUUUACUGUGUAUAAUAAUCCAGAUAGUUCAGUUAACCAGGUUCUGGGUAUAAUAUGUCUUAGUUACUGUAAGUAAACGUCUGUUUUGGUUAAUCCUCUCUACUUUUUGUGGAAGAUUUCCUCCUGUUAUAAUUUCAGCUCAGAAGGAAGAGCUGAAAUGAAGAUGACACCUCUUUAUUUACUGAAUUUAAAACAUUUGUAUAUGGCCACAAAUCAUGUCCCUAAUCCCUAUGACAUACCUUUUUCCCCAACUGCAAACAAUAUUUUAAACUCUACAAUAAUAAAAAACAAAGAUCUGCUCA
Perca fluviatilis (European perch) is the source of this 1457-nucleotide messenger RNA. It is a transcript of the gene pigx, whose product is annotated as phosphatidylinositol glycan anchor biosynthesis, class X. Gene Ontology annotation, biological process: GPI anchor biosynthetic process. Gene Ontology annotation, cellular component: endoplasmic reticulum membrane. Lineage: Eukaryota; Metazoa; Chordata; Actinopteri; Perciformes; Percidae. The coding region runs from base 111 to 857 and encodes 248 amino acids. The transcript has 6 exons. The record is from RefSeq and is a predicted model, not a curated record.